AUGCCUGAUACCGAUAAAUUCAUCACACAGGCCAGAGCGCUGCUCUUGCUUCUGCCCGCCUUGCCGACACCGGAACAACUUCGGCGCGGGUGGCGUUGGGUACUGCGCCCGCAAAGUGCCAAAUGCGCCCUGGAAUUCUCGUGGAGCCGCAAAGUGGAUGGACUUGUAAGCUUCGUGAACAGUCAAAGAAAGCGCCAAAUUUGCCGGCACUUUGAUUUGCGACCUGAUUUCACGAUGUCGGAUUCGGAGAAGCCCACGGAGCCGGUCGUCACGGAGAAUGAGGAGGGAAAUGAUGUCGAUGGAGCUGAUGAGGAGGAGAUUUCGGCCAUGAAGCGCCGCGUUGCAGAGAUGGAAGAGGAGGCCAAGAAGCUUCGCGAGAUGCAGGCCAGUCUGGACCAGCAGACUGCCAGCUUAGCUGAUGACAAGGAGUCUAUCGACUCACGCAGCAUCUUUGUUGGCAAUGUCGACUAUUCUGCGUCGCCCGAAGAGAUUCAAGCGCACUUCCAAAGCUGCGGCUCUAUCAACCGAGUCACGAUUCUUCUUGACAAGUUCAGCGGCCAGCCUAAAGGCUAUGCCUACGUCGAAUUCACCGAACCCAGCCUCGUCGCCCAGGCUCUUGUCCUGAACGAAAGCGUCUUCAAGGGCCGCAACAUCAAAGUGACACCAAAGAGAACCAACGUCCCCGGCAUGAGCCGCGGUCGUGGCCGUGGUGGCUUCCGAGGUGGUCGUGGAUUUGGCGGCCGAGGCGGCGGCGGCUUUCGUGGAGGAUACAGGGGCGGCGGCCGUGGCCGUGGCCGAGGUUUCACCCCUUACUAG
Molecule: messenger RNA, 816 nt
Organism: [Torrubiella] hemipterigena
Lineage: Eukaryota; Fungi; Ascomycota; Sordariomycetes; Hypocreales; Clavicipitaceae
Source: the annotation of a GenBank genome assembly